Molecule: messenger RNA, 1041 nt
Organism: Alternaria incomplexa
Lineage: Eukaryota; Fungi; Ascomycota; Dothideomycetes; Pleosporales; Pleosporaceae
Exons: 4
Coding region: 1-1041 (346 amino acids)
Source: RefSeq, a predicted model, not a curated record
AUGGAACUGGAUGCCUGGUCAAUGGGCGAGGAGAACGAAUACACCCAAUGCACACCUAAGCUCGAAGACGAGGAGAACAAGCUUCGUUUGAAGCAUAUUGCUGUGGAGAUUGCGGGUGAUAUCGCGGAAGACACUGAGCUCGUUCCUCUGCGAUUAUCCUUGAAUCAGAUAUACAAGGCCUGCGAACCCCUCGAGAGCUUCCAUAUACACUACCCGCACGGCGACCACGCAUCCGACUUUGACAUGUACGACUUCCUUAAGCCGUUCACUGAUCGCGGGCACAAUUUGCAAAGUCUGAGCUACCGCGUCGAACAGUGGAACUGGGGCCGAUUGAACCACGACGCUAUAGAUGUGCUAUACCGGGUAAGCCAGGAAUCCUUUCGACAAGUGCAACAGCUUGCGGUGUACUUCGAGGAAGCAUUGAUGCUUGACGGCCUAUGGAAUGAAGAGGCCAGAUUUAUGAUCCUUAUGCUGAUUCGAAACAACCUCUGGCACCCAGAGCAGCCCAAACUCCCACUGAAAGAACUCAGAUUAACUGGCUUGACAUUGAUGCACAUGUACAAGUCCCUGUCAACAAUCAUCGAUUACAGCAAGCUGCAAAAACUCGACCUAGUAGAAUGCACCGGAUGCUUCAAACUCCUAUCGGAUAUGACAGAUGCGAUGCCAAACCAGCAGUUCGAUCUUACACAUGUUGCCUUGAACGAACUUGUGUCUCCAAAUGGCAUCACCGAACCUGAAGACGAGCGCAACAUACAUUUGGUCAACUUCUUGAAAGCAUGUCCACACAUACGUAGUCUCCAUGUCGGCCUUUCCAACCUCGACCCUCUACCUCCAGGACUGAAACAAUAUCUACAGAGCACAGGCAAGGAGCCCACGAGUCUGAGUCUAUACUCCAAAACCGAGAUAAUCGACGCCGAAGAAUUCGAUCUUGUCUGCCGAUCAUGUCCCAACCUUGAACAACUCGCCGCGGGGGUGGACGAGGAAUUCCUCUUGGCAGAGAUGUGGUACCACAACCUGAGGGACUUUGUAGGCCACUCUUAA